AUUAUCAGCUAAAAUAAUCCAACAAGGAAGUGAAAAUCAGUAAGUGUUUUCGUUAUCAACAGGUAGAUUGCACAGUUCCCAGUCGAUAAAACUAAAUUGGAUAUUUACCGUUCUCAACUGAUAAAACUGGAUAUCUAAAAUGAGGAUUUGCUGGUUUGUGAUCUUGUUCGCCUACGGAAGUGUGACAUUUGGCUACAUGACUAUUCACAAUGAUAAUAAUGACAGAAGAAAAGUGACAAGGACAUCUGACAAUUGUGAGCUGUUGACCGUUGGCUCUACAGAAUUGUAUGCCGACUACAGUUAUCGGGGUCUAACAAAAGUACCAGACCGUUUGCCGAACAAUAUUACAUGUUUGAACAUGGUUGGGAAUAUUUUAACUUCUUUAGCUGGAUCGCCUUGGGGAAAGUACACUUCUCUUCGAAAAUUAUCAUUGGCAAGAAACCGCAUUGACGAACUUAGAGAUCGAGAUUUCGUCGGUUUGUCAAACCUUGAAAUGCUCGAUUUAAGUUUAGAUAAAAUACACUACCAUGCGGUCCACGAAUACGCCUUUAGGCAUUUGGAGUCACUAAAGUAUCUCGACCUUAAACAAAACAUUACAAAAUACAGCAGGGUGGAAACAUAUCCACAGUCAUUGCAAUAUUUACGAAAAUUGGAAUUGAAUUUUGAUAUUUUUUUGAUGCCUUCCCCAGCCUGCAAGGAGUUUCUCACGCUAGGUGUUGUUUCACGGGCAUAUAUAAAUGGGCAUAAUUUAACCAAAUUGACAGAAAGGUUUGUGAAGCCUAAGUCUUUCAAUAUGCAUUAUCAUGGGGAAGACAUGCAUGGAAUUUCUUUUAAUUUCGAUGAGUAA
Mercenaria mercenaria is the source of this 847-nucleotide messenger RNA. RefSeq names its product toll-like receptor 3. Lineage: Eukaryota; Metazoa; Mollusca; Bivalvia; Venerida; Veneridae. Gene Ontology annotation, molecular function: protein binding. Bases 140 to 847 code for a protein of 235 amino acids. The transcript is spliced from 3 exons. The record is from RefSeq and is a predicted model, not a curated record.